GGGACUGGAAGGGGUUCAGAGAAGAGCGACACUGAUGGUCACUGGAGUGGGAGGGACUUUGUGAGGUUCUGUUCCAACCUGCUCGAAGCGCAGUCAGCUUUGGGAUCAGAGCACAUUACUCAGGGCUUUUCCAGUCUGGUUCUGAAAGCCUCAAGGGCUAGAUACUGGACAGCCUCUCUAAGCAAUUUGUUUCAUUGCUUGACUUUUCUGCUGCUGAAAAGCUUUUUCUUUUUACUUGAUCAGAACCUUUCUUAUUUCAAUUCUUGACUGUUGUCAAUAAAAGCCCCACAGGGGAAGUGUUCCCAGCCCCUGACUGUACUGGGCCAGAAUCAAUCACUGUAUUCCAGACACAGGCUAACGGGUACUGAGAGGAAGGAGAUAAUCCACUUCCUUGAUGUGCUGGCUCUGUUACAUUAAUGCAGCUCUGGUUGCUGGUGGCCUGUACUGCCAGGGCAUGCUGCUACCUACCAUGAGUCUGACGUUAUUUUCUGCAAAGGUGUUCCCCAGCUAGCCGGUCCACCGCCUGUAGGUGCAGGGAUUUCUUACUGUGCCAAUUUCAUGUCAUCUGCACACUUGACAAGAACCCAUUUUCUCCCCUCUCUGGCUAUCUGAUAAAGGUGUGGAAUAGGACACAUUCCAGUGUAAUCUUCCUUCAUACCCUUAUUGCCAGUCUCUGGGUAGAGACUGACAUGUUAGCCACUGUCCUCUGAGUUCAACCAUUUCUCCACCCGUCUACUUCUGUUGUCUGCCCAUUUAGAUCACAACUUCCUAACUUGCAUAGAAGAAUACUGUGAGAAAUUGUUGAAAGCAUGGCUAAAAUUGUUAAAUGACAUUUACUGCUUUCCCCUCACCACAAAUUUUCUGUGUUUUUGUGAUGACUUGAGACAAAAUGUUUGUGUUUGGAUCCACAAUAGCACCUUGCCUGCGUAGUUCGUACUGCAGCAAUGGAAAGGAAUAAAUAAGGACCUUCUACAAAAAAUGACUGAAAAAGAAAAAGCCACACUGUCUCUUAUAUCCUUAAGGAGAAAUGCAAACUGGUUCUAGGCAUUUAAAUUCAUAACGUUAUUUGAUAUUGAAAAUCAUGGACUUAGAAAUUGAGGCAUUGGUUUUGCAGACAUUGGAUGUUCACUUUCCUCUUCCUCCAUAUUGUGAACUUAUUCCUGUUGUGAUCCUGUGUGGAUUGCACAGCUGAAUUGUCUGACCCAGGAGGUGUGGCUCCCCAGCUCCUCCAUCUGCUCACAUCACUUUUAUUUCCUCCAUAGCUACUACCUAUCUUUAGUCUUAGAUGUGUAACAAUACAUAUACAUACAUACAGUAUUUAGAGCUAUUCUGCUCAACUGAUAUUUAGAUAUUUUGUUUUUCAUUUCUCUUACAGACUUAAAGAAAGGCUUUGUGCUCAAAGAUACUUAUUGUUUCAAUAUUUUUUUCCUCUAACUAAAAUAUUAUGGUCUAAUAAGAUUUAAUCUCUCCCUGGAAAUGCUGACUUGCUUAUGUCCUUUAGGUCAUUGCAACUGUGGUGCACGUUUGCCAUAAGCAUAUUGACCUCUUUUGGAAAGAGACUUUACUCUUCUGUGCUGUUCUGUUACAGAGCUGUACACAAUGUACUCAAUCAAAAAAAAAAAACCACGUAUAUGUAUUUACUUUAAUAGGGUUUCAGCUGUGGUGUUAUAGAAUUGAUUUCACAUUUUAUCAGAAAGACAGACUGGUGUUUUAUUUCCAGCCAUUUUCCAGAAAGGUAUUUUCUCAUUGCAGCUGGGACACUUCUGUGAUAGAACUUAUUUAAAUAAUUUACCAUUCAUAACACAGAUCUUUUUGAUUCCUAGAGAACCUUAAUAUUUGGGGAAAGCUUUCCUUCCUGAAAGUGCUACUUUCCAUGUUGUUCCCCCAGUUCUCUAGAGACAGUUCUAAAGAGGAUGUUACUGAGUAGAGUAAACAAUUGACUGAUAAAGAGAUUAAUCAUAUUGAUCCUGAUGAGUAGCUCUUGAAAUGUAACCUGAUUGCACUGAACUCAUGCAGUGAAUCCGGCAGGAGUUGCACCAUGUUCUGUGCUAGCACUGGUGUAGGUGGGGCAGGCCUCCCCUGGUCCAUGUCCACUUCUGAACACCCAGGCUGUAGAGCAGAUGUCUGAGGAUCACCUGGCUGGGUUGGGUGAAUCUGUCCAGUCAGUGGCUAUAUAUUGGUGUAUGUGUAUACAUAAAGCUGUAUGUGAGCAUACACAACUAGGUGUAUGUUUAGUAAAUCAUGUGCCAUGUGUAUAAGGAGUGAUGUGUGACAGUUCUCUGGUUGGAGCUGCUGAAUAACAUUAGCUAAAGAAUGCCUUUUCUGUACACUGCAUUAUUGAAAUUGGAUGCUCUCUUCUAGGUAGGGGAUUUGAAACCCCAGUGCAGCUUUCAUAUUAGUGAGCUCAAGCUCAGAUCAGUUAUUCGUUUAUCUGUUGUUUUUGCCUCCUCUCUUGGAUCAGAGAUGUCUUACAGAGUUGUUUAAUUUCAGUUUCCAUGCUUUAUAUUAACCUACCUGGCCUUACCUCCCCAGGAUCUCAGAAUUGCUUGGCUUAAACCUCAGCUCUUGGAGGUCUAAGGGAAUGAGAGAGGUUUGUGGUAAUAUUUCAGCUGUUGUAUUUUGAAAUAAGAGUAGCUAGAGAUUGGCUUGCUUGCAGGAUAACGAGAAAAGUCAGUCUGUUCCAGGCGUGGCAAUUCUGAGAUCUCUGCUGGCGUGUUUCUCAUCUCAUAGUCCUGGAAGCUGCUGCAUGCCCUUCUUCAGCUUCUCUCCUCAUAUUUCUUUUUAAGGCAAGAUGAAGCAAAGCACUUUGGAUGCUUUUGUCCCCAGCACAGACUGUGCAGUUUUGCUUUCAGGUACUUCUGUAUUUACUUCUUUUGGUGUGGAGGAGACAGACCACGGUUCCUUAUAUUUGCUUUCAUAUGUGAGAUUUUAAAUUUGCAGCAGACUCUUAGCUUUAUUUAGUCUCAAAUCUGGAUGACAAAUUCUCCAGGGGAUUGAGUUUUCCUCCUAGUUCCAAAUCGCAUGCAUCCCGAUUAACAGGAGGAAAAAAUCCUCUUGGCAGAAUGGAAUAGUAGUUUUGUGGUUUAGUGUGACAUACAUCUCUGUCCUGUUCCAGCUUGCUGACCUGAUAUUUAAUGUCUGUCCCUUAAAACUGGAGUUGAGCAAGUCUUUGUGCAUGUCAUGCAGCUGUACAUGAAGUGGGUGUUCGUAGUCCUGUAUCUUGUCUUUAUUUGCAGGGCAAGGUUUUUCAAGUAAGAGCAUCUUUUUUGUUUCCGUGAUGAAGUUCAAAGGACUGAGUCCAAUUUGGAUAGCCAAUCUGGAUAGCCAGAUAGGUAGCUUCUUUUUAUGAGGAUUAAUUCAGAAAGAGCUCAAACCAUGUACUCUUCUGCUUAACAGUGUUAUAAAGCAGAAGUUUCUCAAGAUGAUUAUGUCUUUGAGAAGCAAGUUCUUCUGUCUUUCUCAAGUGGAGGGUUAAAAAACCUGUGUUUUAAGAAAUGGGAUGUUACUUUAAAUUACUUUUGGUGUGAGUGUGCAUAUAGUCUGUCACUGAGGGGCAGGUGGAAUUAAUGACCUGUAAUUCUUCUACUGUCUAUUUCUUCUAGAAAUAUUUCCCAUCAGUUUGGGCACCGUUAAUGGCAAAUAUAAAGAGAUUUUAUUUUCUUGUUUUAUUUAGUGUCAAUGUACUCUAUUGCUUGUUAACUCUAUUGCUUGUUCAUUCAAGUGUGAGUCACUUUUUUUCCCUUCAGAAUCAUUUUAAAGACAUGAAAGGAAAAACAUUAGCUAAUUUAUUACAGAAUUCUUAAUUUUUGCCAUGUUAGUCUAAUUACAGUUAAGUAUUCUGUUUCCCGUUUGCCGUAGUUUAAGCCUUAAAGCAACAGCUGAACCUGGGGGUCAGUAGUAAGGCCAUUUCAGAGUUUUUCUGGCAUGUUCUGAAACUCCUACAUUUCCUAAUGCUUACAUGGACCCCUGUUUGCUAUCAGUUUAGCCCAAUGCACAAAUCCAACAAGAGUAAUUAAUAGCUUCUGUUUUCAUAUUACUGUAAUGUGGAGGCUUUCAUGUAUUUGAGACUGAUGUCCAUGACAGUAGUUACCAGAACAUUUGUCUGAUAUUGAACACGAGCAGAGUCACUUCUACUGAAUUCAGUGAGAAUGAAACUAAUGUCCAUAUUUCUAGUGAUUACUUCUGUGAAAUAAUGAUGUUGCAGUGUAAAGUAUUUUGUAUAUAGGUUGAGCUUAGAAUUUGGUUUUGGAAUAGUUUAGAAAAGAAAAUUUAGGGAAAUCUGUCUAGGAGGUCUUUGGUCUUCAGGGGAUGACCCCAGUUCCCAUCUCAGAUAGUACAGUCUGUUUUGGCACUACCACCAGUCUGACUCCGUGCACCUGCAUGUCAGAGUGAAAGCACAGCUUUAGCUGUUACAGGUCAUGCCCUUACGCAGCGCCUUUGUGAGAUUAAGAAGCCUCAAGCUUCCUUACCUUGCAUUACUUCUUUGUCUCUCCCUCUGGACGCCCUAACUCACUUUAUCAGCGUCCUGCUUUGUCUUUGCAGCAGAUAUCUGCAUUACGAAGGAUUAUUAAUGUAUUUAGAUAAAUUUAGAUUUAGAACCAGCUUGCCUUUUCCAUGACUUUUCAGGGAUCCCUCUCAUUAACAGAAGAAAAGUCAGUCUUUCUGAGUCUGGAAAACUAAGCCACUUUACGAUUCUGACAGACUGAUGCUUAAAAUGAAAAACAAAGAAGCCACCAUAGGUGACUGUCAAGUUAAGGGGGCUUUAGGUAGAAAGCAGCAAUUUCAGGCAUCUCACAAGGGCUGAAAGGGUAGGUGAGAUGGGGCACACAGUAACUGUUGCUGUUGCUCCCAUUAGAAAGCACAGGAAUCUUUUUCCUGUAUCUUGAUGGUUGUUUGGUGAAUCCUGAGGAGAGUGGACUUGAUACGAAUUUAUUUCUGUCAGAUGUUAUGAAAUGUCACAUGUUAUGCUUGUAAGUGGUAGUCAGGUUUAGUGGAGCCAGACUUACCCUUGGCGGGGGCUGGUGCAGAGUAAAAGCUCUUCAUGGCAUUUGAGGACUUUGUUUUUUGGGUUGAGCUGAUGGACCACCCUAACCUGUGAAAGCAUGAGUCUCUUUUGAGAUGCAGGACUACCUGUGCUUCACAUUCUCGGUGUGUGCAUUUCACAUCCAUCUAUACUUGUUUUCCCUUAAUCCUUGCAGUAGUUAAUGUCACCCUUUUGAAUUUCAUGUUGAGAGGAACUGAGUAUAGAGAAGACAUGUUCUGGCUUAUGUUAGCAUCUGUGGAGGGCAUCAGCUUGCCUUCCUUCUUUCCUUUAACAGUAUUUCUAGCUAGUUCAUAUGCUUAUGGCUUUCUGUCACCCAGAUUGAGUAAGCAUGUGGAUCAUACAUUCUGGAAUGGAAUCAUAGAAUGCUUUAGUUUGGAAGGGACCUUAAAGAGCACCCAGUUCCAAACCUCUGCCAUGAGGAGAGACAACUCCCAUUAGAUCAGGUUGCCUGGUGCCCCAUCCAGCUCAACCUUGAACACCUCCAGGAAUGGGGCAUCCACCACCCUAGGCAGCCUGCGACAGGGCCUUGCCACUCAUAAAAAAUUUCUUCAGAUUAUCUAAUCAGUAUCUAAGUCAAACUACUUUUACUUCUUCACUCUUAUUAAAUAGUGAUAGUGUGUCUCUUCAGAGCUUGGUAGAUCUCAAACUUUUAGUGUAUUUAUAGCUUUCUUGCUGAUAAAGGAAACUGCAAAAAAAAAUUAAUUGGGAGAGAACUCAUAUUCUUCUAAAAUGCAGAUGUUAUCUAAGAAGCUUUUCAUAGUUAUUCUGCCAUUAUUUAAGCUUUCUAUCUUGCAUUUGUAUGCAAGUCCUUAACUGUUUGCAAGAGGCAGUUGCACUAUUCCUCGCCCUUUUCUUUAUCUCUCUGUCCCCACCAGUGAUGAUCCCUUUUAAAGGAGAAGGCUAGACUACAGCUCUGUCUUCUACCAGCUCUAUUCCAGAAAUGAGAUUCCUUUCCUUUCAUCCUGGAAGAUGCAACUAAAAUUGCUGACUUCAUGCUCUGUACUAAAAGCUUUAAUGGAAACUGGGUGCCUGUAUAUUCAAGUCUGCCACUAAGAAACCUCGGAAGUCUCCAGGAGACAAAGGUCGUUCCGAUUCUGGAGCGAGAGGAGCAAGUCGUGGAAGAGCUAAUGGCCACCCUCAGCAGAAUGGAGAAGGGGACCCUGUCACUUUGUUUGAGGUGGUUAAGCUGGGAAAGAGUGCUAUGCAGUCUGUGGUGGACGACUGGAUUGAAUCAUAUAAACAAGACAGGGACAUAGCACUUCUGGAUUUAAUCAACUUCUUUAUCCAGUGUUCAGGAUGUCGAGGCACUGUAAGAAUUGAAAUGUUCAGGAACAUGCAAAAUGCAGAAAUAAUAAGGAAAAUGACAGAAGAAUUUGAUGAGGACAGUGGUGAUUACCCCCUUACCAUGCCUGGGCCACAGUGGAAGAAGUUUCGAUCCAAUUUUUGUGAGUUCAUUGGAGUGCUCAUUCGACAGUGUCAGUAUAGCAUAAUCUAUGAUGAGUACAUGAUGGACACGGUGAUCUCUCUUCUGACUGGUUUGUCAGAUUCCCAGGUCCGGGCUUUCAGGCACACCAGUACAUUAGCUGCUAUGAAGCUUAUGACUGCUCUUGUGAACGUUGCCUUAAACCUGAGCAUUCAUCAGGAUAAUACACAGAGGCAGUACGAAGCUGAGAGAAACAAAAUGAUUGGCAAAAGAGCUAAUGAAAGAUUGGAGCUACUGCUUCAGAAAAGAAAAGAGCUACAAGAAAACCAAGAUGAAAUUGAAAAUAUGAUGAACUCUAUUUUUAAGGGCAUAUUUGUUCAUAGAUACCGCGAUGCUAUUGCUGAGAUUAGAGCUGUCUGUAUCGAAGAAAUUGGUGUCUGGAUGAAAAUGUACAGUGAUGCCUUCCUGAAUGAUAGUUAUUUAAAAUAUGUUGGUUGGACACUACAUGACAGGCAAGGUGAAGUGAGGUUGAAGUGUUUGAAAGCUCUCCAAAGUCUGUAUACCAACAGAGAGUUAUUUCCAAAACUGGAGCUGUUCACUAAUAGAUUCAAGGAUCGCAUUGUAUCAAUGACACUUGAUAAGGAAUACGACGUUGCUGUGGAAGCCAUUCGAUUAGUCACACUAAUACUUCAUGGAAGUGAAGAAGCUCUGUCAAAUGAAGACUGUGAGAAUGUUUAUCACUUGGUGUAUUCAGCACACCGGCCUGUUGCAGUAGCAGCUGGAGAAUUCCUUCAUAAAAAACUGUUCAGCAGACAUGAUCCCCAAGCUGAAGAGGCUCUAGCAAAGAGGAGAGGACGAAAUAGUCCAAAUGGAAACCUCAUUAGAAUGUUGGUUCUCUUCUUUCUUGAAAGUGAGUUGCAUGAACAUGCAGCCUAUUUGGUGGACAGUUUGUGGGAGAGCUCUCAAGAACUGUUGAAAGACUGGGAAUGCAUGACAGAAUUGCUCUUGGAGGAGCCAGUUCAAGGAGAAGAAGCCAUGUCUGACCGUCAGGAGAGUGCUCUGAUUGAGCUGAUGGUGUGUACAAUCAGACAAGCUGCUGAAGCACACCCUCCAGUUGGCAGAGGCACUGGCAAAAGAGUCUUGACAGCAAAAGAAAGAAAAACACAGAUAGACGACAGAAAUAAAUUGACUGAACAUUUCAUUAUUGCACUUCCUAUGUUGCUAUCAAAGUAUUCCGCUGAUGCAGAGAAGGUUGCAAAUCUCCUGCAAAUCCCUCAGUAUUUUGAUCUGGAAAUCUAUAGCACUGGCAGAAUGGAAAAGCAUCUGGAUGCCUUACUGAAGCAAAUUAAGUUUGUUGUGGAAAAGCAUGUGGAAUCGGAUGUUCUCGAAGCCUGCAGCAAAACCUACAGCAUACUCUGUAGUGAAGAAUAUACAAUCCAGAACAGAGUUGAUAUAGCACACAGCCAACUUAUUGAUGAAUUUGUGGAUCGAUUUAACCAUUCUGUAGAGGAUCUGCUGCAGGAGGGAGAAGAAGCCGAUGAUGAUGACAUAUACAAUGUGCUAUCCACAUUGAAGAGAUUAACCUCUUUUCACAAUGCUCAUGAUCUCACAAAAUGGGAUCUGUUCAGUAACUGCUACAGAUUACUAAGAACUGGAAUUGAACAUGGAGCUAUGCCAGAACAGAUAGUUGUUCAGGCACUGCAGUGUUCGCACUACUCUAUUCUCUGGCAGCUGGUGAAAAUCACUGAAGGUUCCCCUUCCAAAGAGGACUUGCUGGUAUUGAGAAAAACUGUGAAAUCCUUUCUGGCUGUCUGCCAGCAGUGUCUAUCAAAUGUCAACACCCCAGUUAAAGAACAGGCCUUCAUGCUGCUCUGCGAUCUCUUGAUGAUUUUUAGUCACCAGCUGAUGACUGGAGGUCGUGAAGGUCUUCAGCCGCUGGUGUUUAAUCCAGACUCAGGCCUGCAGUCAGAACUUCUCAGUUUUGUGAUGGACCACGUCUUCAUUGACCAAGAUGAUGAAAACCAGAGCAUGGAGGGAGAUGAAGAAGAUGAAGCUAACAAAAUAGAAGCUUUACAUAAGAGAAGAAACCUUCUGGCUGCCUUUAGCAAGCUGAUAAUUUAUGACAUCGUGGACAUGCAUGCAGCAGCUGAUAUCUUCAAACACUAUAUGAAGUACUACAAUGACUACGGAGAUAUCAUUAAAGAAACCCUGAGCAAAACAAGGCAAAUUGAUAAAAUCCAGUGUGCAAAGACACUCAUUCUCAGUUUGCAACAGCUAUUCAAUGAACUUGUUCAGGAGCAAGGUCCUAAUCUGGACAGGACAUCUGCCCAUGUCAGUGGAAUUAAGGAACUGGCUCGUCGGUUUGCCCUCACUUUUGGCUUGGAUCAGAUCAAGACAAGAGAGGCUGUGGCCACACUACACAAGGAUGGAAUAGAGUUUGCCUUCAAAUAUCAGAAUCAAAAAGGACAAGACUAUCCUCCUCCUAACCUUGCUUUCCUUGAAGUGCUUAGUGAAUUCUCUUCUAAACUCCUGCGGCAGGACAAAAAGACUGUUCACACCUACUUGGAAAAGUUUCUGACAGAACAGAUGAUGGAGAGAAGAGAAGACGUGUGGCUCCCACUGAUUUCCUAUAGGAACUCACUGGUUACAGGCGGCGAAGAUGACAGAAUGUCUGUUAACAGUGGGAGUAGCAGCAGCAAAACCUCUUCAGUGAGAAAUAAGAAAGGACGGCCACCGCUACACAAAAAGAGAGUAGAAGAUGAGAGUCUGGAAGGCUCUUGGCUGAACAGGAAUGAAAACAUACAUACACCAGGAGCACUGCAAGCACCACAGCUCACCUCAACUGUCUUGAGAGAGAACACCAGACAAAUGGGAGAGCAGAUCCAGGAGCACGAGUCGGAGCAGGGAUCUGAACAGGAUUUUUUACACAAUCCCCAGAUGCAGAUAUCUUGGUUGGGCCAACAGAAGCUAGAAGAUUUAAAUCGAAAGGACAGGACAGGAAUGAACUACAUGAAAGGGAGAACUGGUGUAAGGCAUGCAGUACGCGGUCUAAUGGAAGAUGAUGCUGAGCCCAUCUUCGAAGAUGUAAUGAUGUCCUCACGAGGUCAGCUAGAGGAUAUGAAUGAAGAAUUUGAGGACACAAUGGUCAUUGAUCUGCCACCUUCAAGAAACCGACGAGAACGGGCUGAACUGAGGCCAGACUUCUUUGACUCCGCAGCUAUCAUUGAGGAUGAUUCAGGAUUUGGAAUGCCUAUGUUCUGAAGUCUGCUGAAGACAUUUUACAAAUUUGGAACUCUAUUGUUUAGAGCUAGAGGCCUAUAUACUGUGAUAGCUUGUAUGAAAACCACAUUUUUGAUGUGAUACGGUUUGAUUUUUAACCAAAUGAUUAAGGUCAAUCCCUUUUUGUAGUGACAGAAAGAAGAGGAACUUCUUAAUGACACAAAGGAAUGUUGGCCAAUCCCGUCACCUCAGAAAGGCUGACCUGAAAAAUCAUUUGUAUCCCUUGUUCUUGACUGUCCUAAUACAGAUUUUUUUUUUUCCUGGAUGAGGGGGAAGUUUUAAAUUGUCGAGACAGCUGUCAAAAUAAACACUGUUCUACGUAUGUUUUCUGAAAACAUUGAGUGAUAACAGAACUUUUUAACUUUAUUUUUCUGCUGUACAAUUUAAAACGGUUUUAACAUAUGCCUUUUUAUGUUUUAAAAGCUAGCCAUUUUUAUUAAGCCUAUGCCUAUCAGCCAUUGACUAGCAAUGAUGCUAUAAGCAGGUCGUUCUGGCUACAGAAGUGUUUUUGAACACACUGGAUUUGAUUAACAUUGUGGUACGCAUAUAUCCUCUCAUAGGCAUUGAGAAGAACACUCUCAUAGAAGAGGUUAGAAUUCUAACGACGUGCAUCUCUGCCAAAAAAAUUCAGAUUCUGAUAUGAUAAACCCAGAUUUUAUACUCUUGAGAAGAUUUAUUUUUAUUUAUAACGGGACAUAAAGUGAGAGUUGUCCAUGAAGCCACUUUUCCAACAGACGCUGUGUAACAUUCAUUUUAUAUAGCACAUGGGGACACAAAAACAGUAAGUUUUCUAUUGGUACUUGCUCUGUGCAUUUUUAGCAACUUAUACCAGCAAAUAAAGUAUUCUCAGUAAAACACACAAAUGGUUCUCAAGUAAUCACUUUGCUGUUUUUACUACCUACUUCAAGCCCUGCCAACCCAAGGUACAUAAACAGCAACUUUCCUAUUUAAAGAAACAAUAACUCAAGGGUGGGGGAAAGGAAUCGCUUUAGCAUCCUAGAAGCAAUUUGAUCUGUACCAUACAGAAUUCUGCUCUCCGUGCCGUAAAUUCCCUUCUGCGCUAUUUUUGUAAAUUAAUUUUGCCAGUUAGAAGUACUGUAUGUGCUGCAUAGAAACUUGUGCUUAGAUGGUGAAGUUCUUAAGCUUACAAUGGAAUACAGCUACAUUUUCAGUGUUAACUGUGCAUAUUAAGAGUAAUUAUUUGGAAAAAGAAAAAUAUGAUUUUUCAAAAAAGCAAAAAACAUUAAAAAAAAAAACAGCCUCAGCAAAGUCAUUGUAGUAAGGGAUUUUUCAGUGUCUUCAAUAAUUUGGAAUAUCAUUGUGCUUGGGUUUGAUGCCUCCGCCUGGUAGCUUCUUAGUUUGAACAGGCCUGCUGCCAGAGCUGCUGGCCAUCCACAGCCUGCACUGAGCUGGGCAUCAGCCCCAAGCAUUAACCUUCCUUUCUGCAUUCGAGAUACAAAGCAGGCUGACCCACCUGGAGCACAGCAGUUUUUUAGAGGUGCUUUUCUUUCUUUUUAAGCAACAGCAAGUAAUCAUGGAACUUUUUUUUUUUAAUGAGCUUAUUUAAAAACAAAACAAUGUAAAUACCCAGUGCUUAUUUGCUGGGAGGGGAAAAAACACCUAAAAAGAACAAACCAGCAUUUCACACAGCUGAGGUUUGUUUUUUACAUGUGCAGUUCUUAAACAGAAAUGGUUGCCAAAAAUGUUGGACUGGUAGAUUCAGCCAUUCCUCUGAUGUCAGUUGGGUCACAAACCAAACAGGAGAAGUGGCUGGAGCUCCAUAAAAUAACAUUAACUCCCUUCCUCUUCUGUCCAUCCUCAUGGUGCUGGGUGGGCUGGGAUGGCUGCAUUAAAUUGUCAUCACAGUAAUUCUGUGAGCAUAGAGGCACAACAAUUGCUGCCUGGUUUGAGUCAGAGCCUCAGACAAACCUUGUGCUUCACAGUCCUCUGUGUGGAAAACUGAUUCCUAAUUUAACAUUGUAGAAUACUGUAUAACAAACAUUUAUUAUCACGGUACCUGCAAUGGGUUUCCAGUUCAGUUUGCAGUCAAUAGGUUUUUGUAUUAUGAGUGUCUCCUUGAUUGGUUUUGCUAGUAAUUCUGUAAAUUGUACAUUUACAAUAUGAGGUUUUUUUUUUUUCCUUUUGUACAAUUUAAAACUGAUGCUUCACCUUUCAUUUAAUAAACUAUUCAAAAUCAUGAGUACGAUGAGCACCCUCUUCACUAUAACUUUGUUUUAAAUACGGGUUUGGGCCAUCACAUCUUGUCAUCCCAUUAAUUAGUAGCCAAACGAAGUACUGAAUGGUAGUUCUCAUGUAGUCCAGGCUUCAAAAACAAGUUUAUUACACAUAUCUUAACCAUUCAGCCUUAGAGGAAAGGAAAAUAUUGUCUGGUCUCUCUUUCCCCCUCCCCCCCCUCUUCCCCCCUUUCUCUCCCCUGUGGUGUGGUUGUGGUUGAUGGUGGGGGUUUUAUUGUGAGAUUGCAGUAGAUUUGGUAACUCAUCGCACAACUUGGGAAGUCUCACUGCUCAGAAGUUCCAGUCUUUGCCACACUAAAAACUGCCACAAAUUUGGAGGAAAAUUUCAUUCUCCUGUCAUUUACACCUCAAAUGAUCUGGACCACAUGGGAAGAAAGCAGCAAUAAACAUCUGGAAGUGCAGUGAAGUUUCACAGAUUCACAAAAUGAAAUGCCUUUUGUGAUGCCCAGGGCUCAGAGAAGGAGGUGCUAUUUUUCUCCAACCUCUUAAUGAUUUCAUCUCUGCAGAGCUAAAGGACACUGACUUGCCAUCUGGCAUGCCUCCCAAAGAAAAAUCCAAGAGGAAGGGUAACAGGAUCAAACAGGUGAGGAACAGGAUAGGAUUCAAGGUCUGAACUGCACUCUAGGUCUAUACUCCUCAGACACAACCUGAGCCUCCCUCCAGCUGCCUGUAAGUCACCCUUAAUGCCUGACACAUCAUGCUUGGCAUGCUUCUAAGUUCAAGGACUUCUGUUUGUUGAAAGGAUUCUUAUUUUGUGCCUAUUGUUUCUACAGGGGACUAGAAUGCAUGAGAAGCUGGAGAAGUGCGACCAGAACAGCUUUCCAGUAUGUUUCCAAAGCACUGUGAUGGUAGAGCAAUGAAGUGCUUGGAAAUGAACAGCAUGUAAGAGCCACAUUCUUAUACUAUGAGAAGAGAGGAUGGAGUCUGUGUAACAACUAAUGAGGUUAGGAAACUACAACAGUUGUGCUUCUUCCUCUGUAACAUGACAAUUGGGGUUCUCAUUUAGCAUCUCCUGCUGGCUUGGAUCAAGCUGAGAAACUGCACAUACAUUGCUUUACUGACGCAGCUUUUUCCUCUAAACGUGGGACAGCCACUGUCAUACCUUUGAAAAUCCUCUUGGUCCUAUGUGAGUAACUCUUACCGACACCUGAUUACACCACUUCUUACAGCUGACUGAAGAACUCCCUUCAUUACAAGGACCCCCAAUGCACUCACAUUUCAGCUGACCUUGCCUUAGUAGUGUGCUGUUUCCUGGAGCAGUAGGAGCAGGUACCUGCUCAUUCAGUGCCUGGCUGCUGAGAUACAACUAUGUAUGUUCAGACAGCUUAAAUGCAUUUCCAUAAUCUGAAUACAUCACCUCUAGUCAUUACAAAGCUGGGAUCAUAGUUGAAACAGUCUUUCUGUGCCAUCUUUUAGGUCAUUUUUAGUGGCUGCUUUUUUCCCCUCCCCCCCCCCCCCCCCCCCCCCCCAGGCUCCAUGGCUGAAGACACCAGACACCAACCUACCCAGGAAUAGUGCCUACCAGCAAAGUUGCUCUCUUAUCUCUUUCCUCCACUUCAGAUGCCUGGGGAGUGGAUAGAAGCAGCAGUGAUCUCCAGGUACAGUAAUUCUUUAUCUUAUAACACAUUACUGCUAUGUACUGAGGAUACUCACAGCAGACAGGUCCAUCACAGGGCUUCUUGUGCUUGGGAGGUGUUUGCAGCAGCACUAACCAUGAUGGUAACCAUUACUCACUAGCUUUUAGGGCUGCAGUUUGCAGCUUCUAAUGAGGAGAGUGAGCACAGAGGCAUUGGUAGUAACACCUGUUACUUGGAAGUCAGGCAAAUAAUCAUAGAAAAAAAAAAAAAACUGGCUGGAAGACAGGUCUGGAAGUCUUUCUUUCAACCAUCAGCCAAGGGAGAUUUUUUAAUGUCCCACUGGAAUUUUCUUUUUUUCCCCAAUUUGGGCAAAUUGUCUCAUCCUCCAAGAGAAGCCUCCAUUUAUGCCACCUAUACCCCCAUGGCCCAUACAUAACAUGGUAACAACCAGAGACACAGCACUGCUUCAGCCAGCAUAUAAAAGCUGCAACCUGGCUAAGCCUACCAGAGGAACAGAGCAGGUUAGUCAGAGAUCUGCAAAGCUUGCAAUGCAGCACACCAAAAUCCAAGCGUAGGAUUUUUCUUUCUGUGAGCUGCAGUGCAGGAGGCUGUCAGACCUGCAGGGCACAGACCCAGGGUGAUACUCUAACUGCACAGAGGUCUGACAUCUCAGCAGUGAGAGGUCACUACAGCUCUGCCUAACACAGCCACCUCUGCAGCCCAUGGAAUGAAGAAUCCAAGGAGCAUUCAGCCCUAAACAACCCAGACCAGUGUGCCUGCAGCAGGCACUGCAGACUGUGUCACUUAUUAACCCGUAAAGAAAGGUUUAUAAAGAUAAACUGGUAAGAUCCUACAUUAAAUGAGGUAUGAUUUAUUGAUAAGUAUUAGCAAAAUCAAGAUGAAAUACUACUGCAGAGUAGACUGCCAAAUGACAGAAAGUAUUUGCAUUCAGAGGACUACCAAGGCCAGGUCCCUCCUCACACUCACAGUGGGAUAUUAGCGUGUUUCUUCCAGGGAUUGGACUGGGUUUUACUUGCCAGCACGUCAAGGUCAUGGCAGAUGCGCCUGCGGGUGGCCGAAGGCUGGAUGAUAUCAUCAACAAACCCUGUAAAAACAAACCACAUUAAGAUUUUGCCUUUUAACCUUUUGUAUCUAGGUUGUGGUUUUAAUUCACAAAACUAAAAUAACUCUUGGGAUCAACUGUUCACAAGUUACAAAUUAACUGAAGAAUUUAAAAUAGCCUGAAGAGAAAAUAUUCCUGUCAGGUGUUAAAAUGAGAAACUUUUUUUUCCCCAAAAAAGUUAGCCAACCAAAAAGGUAACUCGGAGUGGGCUUUACUCACUGAAUGCUUCACCUGUCAAUGCGAAGUCUUAGAGAUAUCAUCUCUUCUACUACUUAGUUUGACUUAAAGGUUCAGAAUUGUUCAAUAGAAGAAUCCCUUAACUUUGCAUGUUCACAAGUCCUUUUUUCCUGGCUCUAACAGCAGUAACAGCAAACCACAGGGAGCAAUGCUGUACGUAUUAGCUGUGGUGACGAGCUUGGCUAAGUCUUCCCAGCUCUGGGGCGCUAUUAAGAGGAUUUAAAUGAAGCACAAAGCUUAUUAAUUGGGCAAACCAGCAUAACUGGAAAGAUGUAGAGCUGACUACAGAGCCUACAGAACUGCUGUCUAGAGCACAGGUAAUGCUUCAAAGCUAGAGCUAAGAGUCCUUUUAUGAGAGGAGCAGAAGAACACCAAGGAGCUCUGGGAAAAACCACUGAACUGAACCAGACCCUUUCUCAGGGCCACCAGUCAGCACCUAGAACCAUCAAGUAGAUUGCCAAAGCACCUAUAAUUUUAAUGAACAGUAUGAGCUUUGAAGUGCUUCUCAUGAUUGCAAAAUUGAAAGUAUGCCUUCAACUGCAGUUCCCACAUUGUUCUAGUCUCUUCCCAUUCAAAGCCAUUUGGAUGGGUGGUUUGUUUUUUUGGUCUAGAUGUGGUUUGUUUUUUUGGUCCAGAUGUGGUUUUCCUUUUCAUGAACAAGUUACGGUGACUUUUCUGGCUUAGACACAAAUUUCUUGGCUGAAUAACUUACACAGAAUGUGUACUAAAUGCUUAAAAAUUAACUAACUACAUGCAAUGAAAACUCAAAACAAGGGACACAAUACAUGCAAUAAUAAUACCUCUCAUAGCUGCCGGAAAGGGAUUUGCAAAUUUAUCCACAUAUUCUGCCUCUGCAUCUGUCUCUUUUCCUCUGAAAAUGAUCUGCACAGCACCCUGGGAAGAUAAAGUCCGCAGGUAUUCAACCCAUACAGGGGAGAGAUGUCUGCUUUACCACUCCCCACACACUGCAUGGGCUUCAGCAAAAGUCUCGUCUUCAUCUCACUAAGCAGCCUCUGUGCCAGUGAGCAGUGAUGGCUGCUGCACACCAGUGAGAGUCAGCCUACAUUUAUUUACCUUUGCCCCCAUCACUGCCACCUCUGCAGUCGGCCAGGCAUAGUUUGCAUCUCCUCUUAAAUGCUUCGAGCUCAUCACAUCAUAGGCACCACCAUAGGCCUGGAACAAAACCCCAGGGAUUCAUUAGUGUGAAGUGACCUCACCACAGCAAUAUUUACUUUCCUCCUGCAACUUCUACUGUUCCAACAACAAGCAAGCAGAGCUACAUUUUUACCUGUAAGAGAGCAUAUAGGGCCUACUGGUGGCUGUUACUUGGUCCAUCAACACGCUAGUAUUAGACACUGAGUGUAUGCAAACACAUUCAAGACAUUCCCACUCAUAAAAACAAUGAAGAAUUGUAAAAACUUGCCUGCAGCCAUCUCCUAAGACUAGGCUUCGCAAACUUGAAACCACAUAAAAGCAGGAAGGGAGCUGUUGGAAUAUAAAAACCCUCCUGAAGGCAGAAAAGAGGAGUCGUGCCUGUCUGCAACACCAGACCUCACCCUGCACAUGCAUUCAAAUAAACAAGCUAGCAUGCUUCUGGGAGCUCCUGGCCAGGGGAUGCAGCACUCAGAUUCUGUAGUGCUCCAUUGUGGGCCUGAAAAUGGUUCAGACAGCAAUGGUAAACAAAUACUGCAGAACUGCAGAGCAAGCUGCAGCCAAGUGUUUCAGGGCACUACUUAAAAUGACAGCAAGGAUGCAAGCCUGGGGAGAAUGGCAAUAUUCAGAAGAAACAGGUGUGGCAAAGGAAGAGAAACCUGAGAAGCUCUUUUAGUUUUAUUGUUGUCAAAAGCCUAUCACAAAUGAAACAACCAACCACCAAACAACAAAAACACAGAACAGGAGGGACAGACCAGGAAAGGAGAAAGCAGAGGGAUGUUUAGCUAAGCCUUAGGAACUUAGAGAAGCAUGGUUUCAUGUACCUUACAGAAAAAGAGAAAAGGAAACAAAGGAGGAUAUAUGAAAAGCACAUGGAAUGAGGAAAAGCACAGAAGCAUUAAACCUGCAAAGCAAACAGAAAAGAGACACAGUCAGCACUGCUUCUGGAACUGGAGUCUGAAGUUCCAAGAACAGAGAAGAUCACAAAGAUGGCCUCUUGCAGAGGGAUGACACAAACAGGUGACAGAGGACAAAUACUUGACUGAAGGCUUUCUAGGGAGAAAGCAAAGAGCAGAAACAUGGAUGUGGAGGAGCACAGAGACAAAAUGAACUGUGAAAAUAUUCUGAGAACAGAAGAAAUGGUCACUUGUAAAUUGGCAUGAAGAGGUGUUACCAAAUGGGUCGAAUCAAGAUGUGACCACUACAGAAGGCAGAAGUGAGGCAGACAUAAGAAGCUUCAUGUAAACAGAACUGCUAUUAGUGAAAACAGGAACUCAUUUUAUAAAAUAACACCACAGAAUUAAUACCAACUUACUUUUCUGGUGAUGACAGUAAUUUUAGGCACAGUUGCUUCUGCAAAGGCAAACAGUAGUUUUGCACCGUGCCGUAUGAUCCCUCCAUACUCCUGAGCUGUACCUGCAAGUGACAGAAUAUUUGUCACUCUAGAAAGUUCAAAAAACUUCAUGUGCAAUUGGGCAAGUGUCUUCAUUUUGUCAUUACCAGGAGCACACUAACAACCACCAGAGCCUUGUUAAUAGCAGGAGAAGGUAAUAGCCCAUGUGAUGUUCUCCACUAGAUACUGAACAACUCAAUGAAAAAUACCUUGCCAAAAGCAGCAUGGAGUCUGAGCGUAAGGUCACAGAAAUGCAACGCUCACCAGAUGGUUUCUUCAUAGGAACAAAAUAAUAUUCCAUAAUUUUCAGUACUCCAAAUGUGAUUAGCAGAGAAACAAGCAACCCAGAUUCACUUCCAAAACCUUUUCUUCUAGUGCAUAAGGAAAGGCAGCUUGGCUACCACACACCAAAGACCCAUGCCUCCUUCAAGCAAGCCCUGAACCACAACCCUUAAAGGACAGAGCAUCAAGGCUUCUAUAAGGAAUCUCAGAGCCGGUAAUUCUGGAGACUGAUUGUACACAGCAAAUAGGAAUACAAGACAUCUGUUUUACAGGAUGUUCUACAAAGUUCUGUCCCAGACACAGGCCUAGGAUCAUGACUUCUCUGAAGAUCCUAUGAGAGUAUUCAGCAGCUGUAAAUCUUUCUUGAGCUCCAGCAAAUCAUUACCUUAAAAAAUAAAAAUUAAUAAAAAAUUAACACAUGCUGUCUUGGACUUUUUUUGGUGUAAGAAACAUACCAAAUCACACCCAAAAUUUAUGUUAAUGCAGUAACAAGGCUCAAAUUUCCACCUGUGAGAGCCAUGGCAGAUGGAAAGGCUUGGUAAUGGUUUUUAUAUUUGCCUAUGCUACUGAACUCACAUAAGGAAGGGGUCAAACCAAAAGUCUAACAAGAUGAAGCAGCAAGAGUGCUCAAGAUUCCAAAACAAAAAACCAUAAUGGGCAAAACCCGAGAUAAUUAGAUGCAGAAAUGAGAACAGGUAAAUCAGCAUCAAAACUUUGAUUCAGUCGGACCUUUAAGGAUAACUUAAAACAACUUCUUGGGCUGCACCUGACCUCAGCUUUUGGAGCACUCACCGAACCUUUCCCGUCUCAGUCUCAAGACCUCGAUGUCCUCCUUGUCAAGAGCAACCCUGACCUUCUGAAGGUCUGCAGUGACCGUUUUCACUUUUGAUGGCACAGUGUUCAGAAGACCCUGAUCUAAGCUCUAACAGCCCCAGCUCUGACAGCUGUUGAGGGAAAGUGACCAGAGGAACUGAUAAAAGUAACUCUGGAAAUGCCUUUUACAGAUUCAGAAGAAACCAAGGACAAGCUCUGCAUACAUAGGAAGGAGGACAGCUAAUUCAUCACCAGAAGACUAACAGCCAGAGGACGGGUGGCAUUGCUCUGCCUUCUGUGCCCACACACCUGCACAGAAGGGCUCUGCCUCAGUAUUCCUAUUUGUCUGUCACAGUGGGGAAAAAUGUCCCAGGUGCCACAGUAUGGCAUGCGUACUGGAUGAGACAUGCUCAAGGACCAGCACUUGGAAAUGGCAACCACAUGCAUAUCAUUUCUAGCAAUUCAGAAUUUCAGACCCCUGUGCAUGUAACUCUGCAAUUACUGUUCAACAGUUCAUCCAUCUUCUUACAGAAAAUUCUUCUCAAUUAAAGCUUUUAUUGAAUUUUAUUAUAUAUGUGCUUUUAAGUUAAAAUUUGUUUUGUGAGAUUUUUUAAAAACUUGGUAGCUUGAUUUCAAGUGUAAUUUGAUUGCCUAAUACUGCUUGCCUACACUCACAAAUGUCCCUUCUUAACUGCAGUUUCAUUUUGGAUUCCUAUAUUUCCCUGCAGACCAUUGGAUACGUCAAGCCUGCAAACACUUCCCAGCAGCAGACAUCAGAACAAGGAGGUCUUAUUGCAGGAAGCAGCCUGAACACAGCUGAGAUCCUCAGCCUACACCCAGGAGGUGGCAAGCACAGAUCCUGCAACCCAGGCAGUACUUCACUCACUCUGAAAGCAGAGCAGCCAGUCACUUCAAGUGCUUUGAGUAUAACCUCAAUUCAGCUGUUAUUGGAACCAUUUACACUGUGAGUUAUAUGAACUCUGGACAUCAAUCUGGUCUCAAACUUCUUCUGUGUUUUUAUACUUAAAUGCUAUCUGCACACACUGCCUAAAUUGUUUUGUACACCUCAAUGAAGAUUACCUUACCCUACUGAACAGAGAAGUAGUGACCACCACACUCAGAAUGCAUUACUUGAAUUGAUAUUUCUAAUGGCUAUGUAUUAAUCUUUCCAAACUCUGUGAAUAUAACAGUUCAUAAUCAGUGUAAAGUCUCAACUCUUCCUUCUUCAGCUCUAUUUUUGUCUUCCCUUUAUCUGCUUCUAAGACAACAUUCUAUUACACCACAUUAAGUUAAUAUUUCUAAUAAUUGGUGACAUGGCAAUAGCUGUGUUCUUGGAUUGUAUCUGUCCACACUGCAGCCUCUGAAGUUCCAAGGAGAACCAAGCGGCUCUGUGAUCCAAACAAGAGGAGAGCAUGUCAACAGCAGGAGAGUAAGGAAAGUGGUCAAGAAGGAAUAGAAGGUUCCCUUAACACCUUCUCUAUUGCCUCACUGAUAAAAUACGUAACAUGUAAGGUAAGAAACAGAACAUUGACUAAUGGCAUUCUGAUGUUUUGAUGUCCAGUAGAGGUCCCAAGGUAAGCCUGAACAGUUUUUAUACUAGUGUUAACCUCAUAUUCUAUUGUAUCAGACUUUCUAUUCCUCACAUAGGCUGUUUUUUAGUUUUCAUUUUAAGAUUAACUGCUCAUGUAACUAAUGCUGAGGAAAGUCCAAUCUCAAACCCUUUAACUCAUGGAUGUUCUUAUCUGAACAAUGCUUGGAGCAUGAAAGAACCUGAGCUUUCAAAGUAGAGUCUCAUUAUAGUAAAGGAGAAAAAAGUUACUUCCUUAUUGUUUAUGACAAGGACAUCUCCAGAGAACGCAGGGUUUGUUUUAGUCCUGGACAGGACACAAUCACCCACUGUGCAAUGGAGCUGUAAUCCCAAAUAGCAGGGCACAGCUUUUAGGGGCUGAUGGCUUCCUACCCACACCCGGCCCUGGCCAGCUACACUCAUCCCAGUGCCUCCAGCCUGACCUCAGCACCACUGUGCUGCAAGUUGGCCUCUCCUCAGCAAAGCCCAGCAGAGCUCUGUCAGAGCAUGCAGAAACAACAGUAUUGCCUUAUUUAGGCACUCAUUUCUCUGGAACAUAAUCUGCAUAUUUCAAUACCUUAUUGUGACGACUGCUGUACUUACCGAGUAACAUUUCAAAGACUGGUUUACUUAAGCUUUGGUACAGUAAACAGCUCUUCUUACAGAAUUGUUACAAUCAGUUUUAGCACCACCACCUCCUCCUGCUCCCCCUACCCUGCAACCAAUAGGAAUACAAGGACACAGCAUACCUGGCAAAAACCCAGGAACAUCCACAAAAGUAAUGAGAGGGAUGUUGAAUGCGUCACAGAAGCGAACAAAGCGGGCUCCCUUGAUAGAAGAAUUUAUGUCUAAGCACCCUGGAGAUAAGAAAACAGAGUAAGGUGUUAAUGACAUGCUAUACGCAGCAAUUCAAGGCAGCAUCAAAGUCACGCUGUAUUUAAGCUGCGCUGUCUUCUCAAAAAGAAAGCAAAAUGAAAAAUCCUGCCUGCAGUAACACGGAGAUAAUCAUCAAGGUGUGCUGUCUGAGCACUGAGCUGACCACCAGCUGCAGUCACCUGGCACUCAUUCAUCCUUCUGAAACACAGCACGCAAUUUCCACCUCUUCCCGCAGUGACCGCUGUGCACAGACAGCUCCUAUGCCAAAGAGAGUCACAGUUCAAAUCAAAUCCUUGUAAAUUAGAUUAUUUUUCUGUCAUUUUCUCUUUAAUUAUUUUUUCCCCAGUCAGUCAUAUUGGAACAAUGCAGUUCCCCAUUAAAAAACAGAAAGACACUCAUGCAUUUGGAAAGACUGGCAUUUUGGGGAAAAGUUGCAAAGUGCUUCUGUUCUGUGUCACUGACAUCUGGAAUUACAUUUGCUGUUAUAUUAAACCUAGGCAGGAUGCCCAUAAGGACACCUCAAACACUGACUAUCUUCAAAUUGAGAAUACCAUCUGAAGACUAAUCUUAAAGCCCAGUGACUGUUGGGUACUGUGGUAGCCAAGGCACCCGCUGGUCAGCAUGAGUCUCCUCAGAAGUUAUCCAGCUGUUAAGAGAAAGCAAAAUCCCUUCUGCAGUUCAAAAAAGGUGCUCUAAGCUAUAAGUGUUUGUAUCUUCGUGUCUGAAUUGUGUGAGCUCCACACACUCAUAUGCAUGUCUGCAUGCUUUGCAUUUUCAGAAGAGCUGCACUGUAGAACAGACUGGGGCAUUCUAAUGCUGUGGAAGUAAGCAUGCAGGCUCCAGAUUCUGCUUAAUCAGUUAAUAAUCAGCUGCUGCCAGACCAGUGGUGGCCUUCUCUUGUGCUAGAUACAGCAGCCCUUCGGUUAUAGCAAGACCAUCAUGUUGAUAAAGAAAUGAACCUUUUUUUUUUGGUGUGUCUUCUUGCAACAAUGCAACAGGCAAGUCACACAACUGCAGGACAGUGAGAUUUCAGACAAAAAAGGCAUUAGGAAAGCAGCAUGAAGUAGUGGCAGGCCACACAAACCAUGCACAGAUCAUCUGGCAGCCAGCCAGCCUUACACAGAGGGCAACAAGCAAACAAAACCAAACCAAGAGGAAGCAGUGCAUCAGAAGCACACAGCUGUCCCUGACCUGAUGCUACUUUGGGUUGGUUGCCCACUAUGCCAACUGUUCUUCCGUUCAUCCUGGCAAACCCCACAACGAUGUUUCUGGCAUAGGAUGGCAUGAUCUCGAAGAACUCCCUUUCGUCAAUGAUCUGUAAGGAGGACAGGUUGGCAGAGCCCUCAGAAUGAUGUCUGCAUGUGUAUUUAUAUACACAGACUGUUAGUAUGAGAAAUGUUAACUUUUCAGAACUUGCAGAAUAAAAUAAAAAGGAAAAAAUCUGACUGUCUUUGCAUUUACUAUCACUAGCACUGCAUUUACUACCAGAAUGGCCAAUUAAGCAUCCCAGCAGAGAAAAAUCUUUGUGGUAUUUCGUCUGUAGUAAACCUGUUCUCGUAACUUACCACAGAUAUCCCAGUCAGAUGCUAACCAUUUUUACCCUCAGCACACCACUGGCAGACUGCACUUUAAGACACAGCUUCCAGCAACAAAAGGCAAAUCAUACUCCUUGGAACUUGGGGACUUUUCAUUAUCUGUUUAAUUCAUACUUUGCUUCUUCACAAAUCCAGAGCAUUUUCUUAUGAGGGCCUAACUUAUCACACUCUGCUGCAGAUGACAACCUCUGUACCGACCAGAAGCAUUGCUUGUGUACAACAAAGGGGAAUGGGGAAGCACUGCUCUGCACAGCAGGAGGACACUGUGCCAGAAAGAUCUCACUGCAAAUACAAGCCCUUCCCUGAGCUUGAAGUCCCCACGCGUGCUCUGCAAAGUGACAUCCACCGGUACAGAAAGCAGUAUCAAUAUUCACGUUCAAAGAAGAUGAUAAUUCCAGAUGGAGCAGUAGCGACACCUACACAUGGCUGCAUUUCUGCUCUUCUGCUGUGUUCUAUCCUAAUGCCUUCUUUUCAGUCCUUGAUGGCAACUUCUCCCAUACACACCACAGUCUGCCGGUCCCUUCCAAUGGAUGGAAAAUUUCAAUUAUUCACUAAAGUAGUUUUAUUUCCUUCCUUAAUACUUCCUAAAGUCUGUGGGUGUGGUUUUUUUUUCUAAUUCAAUUCAGAAUGUUUAAACCCCACUUUCUGACACAGAACAGAAAGCAGUGACAUUCAGAAGGGAGGAACCUGCAGAUUAAAAACCUAAUCUGAGCUUUUCUUAAUCCACCGAUAUGGAUCUGAAUGCAGCCAGUUGCACACUAAAAAGUUUUGGCUGAACAUGUGUGUGGGGAGAGACAGUCAGAUAAAACAACAAAAGGGAAGAAUCUGGAAGGAUGCCAUGAGCACAGCUGAACUCCCCCCAGCCACCAUUUGUAUUCACUGCCUAUGAGGCUGCUCUUCCCAGGUCCAUCAUCCACCACAGGACCCCGGACCAACCCAGGAACCUGAAUAUUCACAACUGGGACCCCCAGGUGCUCUGCAGGGGCUGUAACAGUUACACAUAACAGAACAGGGUUUUUUUUUGUUUGUUUGUUUGAUUUUUGGGGCUGUUUUUGUUUUGUUUUUUUACAACCCUGUUCUCUGCACAAGUGAUUACAAUGUAUUAAGUCUUUACACCUGACAAAAUUACCAACACUGCCUAUGCUGCUUUAAUAAAAUUUCCUUAGAUUUAUACAGUAAUUCUCUCAUCUGUACAGCUGUGCAUGCAGCUUGAUAAUAUUGAUCCUGAAGACAAGCACUAAGACCCUUUUGCUAACAUCUUGACGCUAGACUGAACAUGAGCCAGCAGUGUGCUCAGGUGGCCAAGAAGGCCAACGGCAUCCUGGCUUGUAUCAGAAAUAGUGUGGCCAGCAGGAACAGGGAAGUAAUUUUCCCCCUGUACUGAGCACUGGUGAGGCCGCACCUCGAGUACUGUGUCCAGUUUUGGGCCCCUCACUGUAAGAAAGACAUCGAGGCCCUGGAGCAUGUCCAGAGGAGGGCAACAAAGCUGGUGAGGGCUCUGGAGCACAGGCCUUAUGAAGAGCGGCUGAAGGAGCUGGGAUUGUUCAGUCUGGAGAAGAGGAGGCUCGGGGGAGACCUUAUUGCUCUCUCUAAUGACUUGAAGGGAGGUUGCAGUGAGCUGGGGGUCAGCCUCUUCUCUCGGGUGACUAGUGAUAGGACUAGAGGGAAUGGCUUCAAGCUGCACCAGGGAAGAUUCAGGCUGGACGUUAGGAAAUACUACUUCUCUGAAAGGGUGGUCAGGCACUAGAAUGGGCUGCCCAGAGAGGUGGUGGAGUCACUGAGCCUGGUGGUGUUCAAAGAGCGUUUGGAUGUUGUGUUAAGGGACGUGGUUUAGUGAGAACCAUUGGUGAAGGGCAAAUGGUUGGACUGGAUGAUUCUGUGGGUCUUUUCCAACCUUAGCGAUUCUGUGAUCUUACUUCUGCCAUUGUUGCUGCCCCUUCAUGCAUGGCUGCUAAACAGGGGAAAAAACAGUAACCUGCAAAGACUGAAAAACAGAUCUGAAAUGGCACCAUGUUGGUUCCUUUCCAUUAUUAACAACUAUAUACACGUGGAAUACAACAUGUUCACAUUCUUCUCAGCAGGACUCAGACUGGCAGACUUACGGCGUGUAUGAUAUCCAGCAUAUCGUAGGCUUUAGUGGAUUCAACAGGGACAAUGGUGUCCAGCUCAGGAACCAAACGGUCACUGCAAAACAAAUCCAAGCAAUAAUAUUUACAGAUCAGAUGAACACCAAGACCAAAAACAGUGCCAGUGCCAUCUCUCUGAAACAUCAUGGGAACUGCUACCCAAACAUGGGGAAAAAAAACAGUCCUCUUUGCAGCAGUCAGUUGUGCUUUGGGCCACUGAGGGCUCACCCAUGGAGCUGCUGCUCUGAGCUCCUCCUGGAGGAGGAAAGCCUGAUCCAUCUCUUGAUAAAAGAGACAUCUCUUUUAGAGAUGUAUUUUUGUCUAUGAAAUCAUCACCUGGAAACACUGCUCCUCCUCUGGCUGAAGGGGCCCAUGACACAGGGGCUCCAGAAGAGCACUGGGGACAACCCAAAUUCUCCAGUGCUGGAGCACAGCUCAGCGAUGGGGAAAUUAUUUGGUAGAGUCAGUGCCAAGCACAGUGCAGAAGCAAAACUGUCUACCACUGCAGUCCUUACAGAUGGGUGACGUGGCCUCCCCAGUGGCAGAGCAAGGUUUCUUAUCAUUCUUGUCACAUUUACAACUCUGAUGCUGCCUCUGCCCAUGCUGUAUGAUUGUGAUCUGAAUAAACCACCGGAAACCUCUCCAUACUUCCAUACUUCUCUCUCCUACCACCAAACAGGUAGAGACUUGUGGGAGGGCAGAACAUCCAUUCACAGCUUCUUCAGUUUAAACACUGGGUUUAAAGAAAUCUUACCACUGCUCUGUGUAUCUCAGCAUCUCUGCACUUCAAGAGCUUGACAUUUAACACCCUGUUAGCAGCUGGCACUGUCAGUUACCAGUCUUCAACAGUUUCAUUAAUGACUUAAAGCUGUUGGCAUUCAUGGGGUCUUUGGACUCAUUCACAGUCCCAAGGUGUGGGGGGCUGUGUGCAUGUCAGUUGCUACUAGUCACAACUGCACUUUUCUACGUUUUAACAAUGCCGUGGUUUAGUAUCUUUAAAACAGUACAACAUAAGACCCUAGAAGUUCAAUUUAAAACUGGAAAUACGAUCUGCAGUUCGUCAGUAUCAGGCAAAGAGUAGGAACGUCAGCCCCACUGCUGCAUCUGCACUCCUGCCGUGGACCAAACAGACACACCUCCCUGCUGAGAGAGCUACAACAGCACCUCCAGUGUAUUCCCACAAUUAAGAGAACUGCAGGCAAAUAUAUUCAUCAAAUGAUAUAAUUAAAUAUUAAUCUGGUUAGAGCAAUCAACGUUAAGUUACAGUGGAUUCAGAAACUUUUACUUUCCCAUAAAGUAGCUAUGAACGUUCUUUAAAAUCUGCCUGUUACCUACAGUUUGUAUUCUCAGAUAUCCCAAAGGAUAAGGAAAAUGGAAAAAUGAAAGUAUUGCUCCCAUAAAUUCACAGAGCUAUAAGGCAGAGAUGGAAAUCAUAACGACAUUAAAAUGAACAACCACUGGCAAACAAAGACAUUACCCAGAAUAUCUCAGGGAAAAAAAAAAUCUCAAACUGUCAGAGAUAAAGGACAUCUGGAGCUUGCCAGUGGAGCCCCUGGACUCAUGAGGCUGAGAGAUCUCAUUUAUCUGUUUGAAAUCCCAUUUAUCUGAAAGGAUUUGUUUGCUCAUCAUCAAAGCAGUUAUCUGAAGCCUGCGACAGCCCAAGAAACUCCCACCCAGGUCAACACUGGUUUCUGUUAGAUGCAAAAGGGGAUCUGUGUGAGUGAGGUUCCCAGGAAGGGCUCCAUGCUUCAUCCUGAACAUGUGCACAUUCUUCAGGCUUCAGGGGGAACAGAACUUGUUCAGAGUCAAAACCAAAAAUAAAUCACAUCACACAAAUGAGAUGUACCAGACACUCCUCAAAGGCAGAGGAACCCUCUAAUUUUUUAUAGAAUUAAAAAAAAAACACCAAAAGAAACAGCUGUAGCCAACAGGGGUUUCAGCUACCAAACCUGACGUCAUCAGCACCACAAAGAACCUAUUUGCAGAGAAGGAAAAAACCAACACAAUUGGACUUAGCAAUGAAGGUGAAAGGAUGUAAUGUUUCAUUUACAUCAGUGGCAAUUUCUCCUGGCAGGAAAAUGGUCCAGUGAGAAAGAACUGAGAGGAGUGGGCUGUGACUGCAGCAGCAGUAAGAACCAACCCAUCAAGGCAAAAAGAGUCCACUCAGAUGUCAGUACAUGCAGAUGAAGCAUCACCAAUAUUAAGUAUUAGGACCAUACAGUUUGAUAAAUACUGGAGAUAUCACUAUACACACAGGUAAAUUUAUCUUCACACACAGAAAGACAACUAAAUUGAAGUUCUUAACACAAAUUAUUGAGCAUUUACUAUGCUAUGAUCCUCUACAAGUGUAUCUGGCACUGCAUAAAACAUUGUCUCCCAUAACACAGAACUAUGGAGUCUCCCACACAUUAGCAGCCAUGGGAUAAUCAACAGCUUCUCACAGAUAAAUCAACUGCCCAUUGUAAGAUACACUGAUUACAAAACAGACUGUUGUUUCUAUAAAUGAAAUUAAAAUAUCAGACUAUGUCAGUACAACAUACUGAAUGCUUAGAAAGAAAGUGCCCACCUCAGCAAUGGUGCCCCAUGUUCACCCAGCAAUACCACAGAUUCGGUCUGGUUUAUCACUAUAAGAACAGUCUUCUAGCUUAGCAAACAUACAAGAUCAACAUCACAGGAAAUGUUAGGACAAGUAACUAAUCAACUUGUCUGACCAUCCUCUUCACAGCAGUUGGCACACUUAUUUCUCUUAACAGAAAAGAACGUAUUUAAUUUACCAGAGGUGAUUCGUAACACUGAUAUGAAAAAAACUGCUUCAAAGUCGUUACAAGACAGUGAAGCAUACAGAGAGGAUAACCUUCCCAACACCCAUGUUAGAAUCUUCAAGUGUGCAAGAAACCACAAGUCAUAAGUCAUAUGCAUCUGCAGAACAGAAAGGACAAACAAAGACAGGAGCAGGUGCCAUACAGGAGAGGGUGGUGACCUUUUAGGGGAUGCAAACAGGAAGGGCUGAGCUAAGGCUGCAGCGGGAUCUGUGGUUAAACAGCUUUUAUUCCACUGACAUUCUGUCUGUCCUGCUACUAGCAAGGCUGUCUAUUGAACCAGUGCCGUACUGACUCCCAGGCUGUCCCUCCAUCUCUUGGCAUUUUUUGCCAUUUUUCUGUUUUCCAGUCUUGAAGUGAUAAGGCUUUCCUUUGUUGUCAGCUACAUAACAAGCCUUCCAGGCAGCUACCUAAUGCCUCCCGUACCUCAUCAUUCCAUCCCAACCUCUACAUUUGGUGACCAAAGCUUACCCAAUAGACAUCACAUAGCAGGGCAGCAUCUCCCCAUUGCACCUUACUGUGCUAUCUUCUGCCUCACUGUGCUUGUCUGAAGAGCUGUGAACUGGACAGAGAUUACUUCCCCCAUAUCCUGUACACAGCAUAACAUUACUUUAUGAAAAUUAAACUUAACAGUGAGCACGUAUGUUACGCAUACACACAUAUCUAAACACUCCCCACACAGUGUAACAGAAUUAUCAGAACACAUUUAUGACUGUUGAGCCAGAGAAGCCAUGAAAUCCAGCAGUCAGAAAACAGAGAGCUCAGCCAGCCUCCUCUUACCUGGGAUCAUAGCACUCACAGACUGGAGCCGGGUCACGGUUGCUAAGAGGUAAAUAGUUAAAGAACUCUCGGAGGUUAAGUAAGGCAUCUACAUCAUUCUCAAAGGCCCUGUGCGCCACUCCUGGAAAGAAGUAGUUACUGAAAUUACUUUGCAAUGUUUCAAGUAUGUAUUCAUAAAGACAAGGAAGGAAGAGCAGGAUGCUUUAAACUUAAGCUAUUAACCAUCAGGAAUUUUAAGCAACCAGAUCUGACCAGUUAAAAAUACCUAGAAAAUGUGUGGCUGUGUCAGUCUUCUUCCAGAAGAGCUCUGGAUUCUUGAUUUUAUAUUGUUUUAAAUGUUAUCUGGUUUAUCAGCUGUCACAGACCUAGCUGGAUCUCAGCCUUCUACAAUGCAACCCAGAGCUCAAGCUUUACACUGUGUGUUCUCUCACAAGGGCUGGAUCUGAGGGAAGGGUGCACACACACAUUUCUUUGGUUCACAUCAGUCCAGUUCACACAGUUUGAAAUCCCACAGCCACUUAGAGCCUCAAGAAGAUCAAUGAGUCACCAAGUCUCCCCAGAGGAAAAAGAAAUGCAAGGCCAAAUGGAAAGACAUUCCUAGGCAAACAAGGGACUGCUAAGAAUCCUUCAACCCAUGCACAUUUCCGGGGAAAAACAACACAAAAACCACCAUCCCAAACCUUCCUUGUGAGCUCUGCCCUCCUACAGCCUUUCCACUUCCAUAUUCUUUUGUGGAUUUACUGCUUUCUCCUCAAAAAUCCCCAAACUCUGCCACACUCCCACUUUUCCUACUUCAUCUUCCACCACUAAGAGGGAUUGGUAUGACCUCUGCACACAGCAAGAUCCUGUGCUUCAGCAUUUUCAUCCCUUCGCCUCAGGUGAGAGCCAUGACCACAAAAAUCAGCAUGAGGUUCACAGCAGCUAUAACAGCCACAUCGCUUAUGUUCAAGAAAAUCAGAGCAUCAAGUAAAACAUCCCAGCUCUCACCAGACAGAGCCGUGUGUGUCUUCGCUCCCCCGAGCUGCUCCUGUGUGACAUCUUCAUUGGUAACAGACUUAACUACAUCUGGGCCAGUGAUGAACAGAUAGGAUGUAUCCUAGGGGAGAGAAUAAGGCAAAACCAGCGUGUAAAUGCCAGAGCCAAGCUGCAAAAGCACCUAAGGAAAAGUUGUUGUCCUGAGAGACUUUCCUCAAAAUAAGAAAACUGUUCAACAUUGGAAAGAAUUUCCUAAAAAAUCUGAUACAUUAUACUAAAAUCCACAGAAAAUACACUUACUUACAGGUUACUUUGGAAAUUUAUUCUUUCCUUUCCAUGAAGAAUAAACUGAAUUCAAUUAUUUAACCCAGUCUCAGCCUGGAGGUGUAUUUUGCAGUUUCUGCACGUCUUUUAUUUUCAAUUUCUGUACCAAUCUCUAUAGACAUUGAUAGCUUGUGCAGAAAAACAACCCAAGACAAAAAUGGUGAGGUAAAGACAACAGUGCAGCUAUUAGGACAAAAAGGAAAGAACCGUUAGUGCUAAGAGACACCCAAAGGAAGAUGGAUGGAAGGACUUUUUUUGCUGAGUACCCACAGAAUUUAGAAUAACUGGAACACAGAAUGACUCUACGAUUCUAAAUGUAAAGUGAAUACCAAAGAAUAAUUCUGGGUCUACCAGUUAAAGGGUGAAAUGUUUGUCCUGCCCCACCAACGUACACUGAUUUCAGACGUUAAAAAACUCAUUAACAAGAAUCCUUCUGAAGCUCUUAACAGACAUGACCAACUCUUUUUCUACAAACCACCCAAGACAGCCUUUCUCAACAUCCCCUGUCUGUGCCUUGAGCAGUAACCACCACAACCCACCUGCAAUCCAUUCCUGCCAGGAGCACAACCAACCACAAGGAGUUUAUAAAAUGAAGGCAUGCCACGUUUCCAAAGCCAGGUCAUAGACUUGUCAUACUGCCUGAUCCUAUGAAAUUUGUUACCUUGGCAUUCCAUCCAGUUUGAAAAUAUAUUAAGCACUUCUGUAUCAAAUGCUUCAGACCUACUUUAUUUAAAAUUGAAGCUUAAACAAAACAAUGCAGCUUUUCUUUAUAGAAAUAACCCUGAACAAAAGCCCUUUUUAACAAAAAUUAAUAAUCUCUUCAUCUAUCCAACGUGCAAAACAAUGGCACAGGACUAUUUCAGUGCUGCCAUCCAUGACAUUAAUAGUUGGUAAUGUUACAAUGGUAUUAAUGAUAUCCCGCAGCAGUUUUUAGGCCCUUACUGUUGUGAAUAAGGAGCCCAUCUCCAUACAAAGCCUGACACAGGGUCUGACUGUGACUGACCCCCCGUUACCAGCAGCAAGACAGGAUCUGCUCCACCUUUACCUUCACCAUGAACGUGAAGUCAGUUAAAGCAGGCGAAUACACGGCUCCACCAGCACAGGGCCCCAUGAUGAGUGAGAUCUGAGGCACCAGCCCAGAACACAGAACAUUUCUC
This is a messenger RNA of Gallus gallus (chicken), 30797 nucleotides long. RefSeq names its product stromal antigen 1 (gene STAG1). The transcript has 32 exons. Lineage: Eukaryota; Metazoa; Chordata; Aves; Galliformes; Phasianidae. Bases 6246 to 9728 code for a protein of 1160 amino acids. Gene Ontology annotation, biological process: sister chromatid cohesion. Gene Ontology annotation, cellular component: nucleus; cohesin complex; chromatin. Gene Ontology annotation, molecular function: chromatin binding. The record is from RefSeq and is a predicted model, not a curated record.